This is a messenger RNA of Lycium barbarum (goji berry), 3108 nucleotides long. Its product is annotated as GATA transcription factor 26. Bases 1175 to 2791 code for a protein of 538 amino acids. The record is from RefSeq and is a predicted model, not a curated record. The transcript has 8 exons. Gene Ontology annotation, molecular function: zinc ion binding; sequence-specific DNA binding. Gene Ontology annotation, biological process: regulation of DNA-templated transcription. NCBI's taxonomy places the organism in Eukaryota, Viridiplantae, Streptophyta, Magnoliopsida, Solanales, Solanaceae.
UAUGAGUUAUAUUUUGCUUGUACAUUCACUUAAUUCUCUAGAUUUGCUUACUGGUUUUGAAGUGGAAUUUGUUUCUGAAAGGAUUUCUUUUUAUUCCCAACCUUCCUUUUGUGGAAAAUAUAUUUGCUCAAAUCUUGCUAAGAGUAACAGCAAGUGGGCAAAUAUGGAGGUCCAUUUGAAUCCUUUUUUAUUCAAUGCAAUUAGGGAAUGUUUCCAAACUUUCUUCCUGUACUUCUUUUCCUUGUUCCCUUUCUAAAUGUAAUAAUGUACUUUCUUAGGUGUCACGUUUCGUGCCAACUGAUUUGCUCUAUGACUGGUCUUUUUCAAACUUCAUCUUCCUGAUCUUUAUAAUUGAAGGGUGAUCAUUCGGGGAUAUAUGUGGCUUGGUUGCUACUCAUUCAUAUUUUCAUAUAAACUUUGGACUCACAUGGGUGGUGCAAUAGCACAUUCUUAAUAAGUGGUGUCUGAUCAAAGGCUUGUAGUGUUCCCUUGUGUUUUCUUUACGUCACGAAACGAGCUCAUUGGUUUCAAGUUGAUAUAGUAAAUUGGUGUUAUCCUGCUUGAAUUGUCUUUAACAUUGAAAACAUGGCCUCAUGUUGACAAAUGUUUGCAUUGACACAACUUAUGAUAUUUUUUUAACAACCAAAAUCUAUCAAUCAACUACUACUUGAUAACUAGUUGUAAUCGGCUAAGAACAUUCUAUAUCUAUUUUCUCUACUCAGAUGCAAGACAUCACAAAAUGUAGUAAAUUUGUGUGCUUCAUUUGGUGAUAUCUUCUUGAAAUCGUAUCUCAUCUUUUGCUGCAUAACCUACUGCGCUUCGUACUUUCACAGCUCAGAUUGUCUAGAAAAGACUUGUUAAGUUUGACUUUCUCUCCAGCGCUGGUGCUACUUAAAGUGCUCAACUAUGUAGCAUAUGCGCUGCAAGAUGAAGUAGAAAAUUGGUUGGGUUACCUAUAGCUGUGUCUUCGGCCUGAGUUUACAGGAAGUUCUUACUGAUGUCACAUUUUUUUACUAGUAAAUAUAAUGUCUCAAAGCAAAUAUCUUUAGAAGUCCAUGCAAUGCCGUGACUUUUGACGUUCCAAUUCAAUCCUGUUUUUCGCUCCUAUUUAUGGCGUUCUAGUUUGGAAGAGUUGCUGUAUAAAAGUUUGGACCUUUGGUUGUUUUGUUGCACCAUGAAGAAGAAGUUUCGUAGUUCACUUCUCAUGACAACAAUUACCAGCACCCCACUUUGGCGUAAUGGGCCUCCAGAAAAGCCAAUAUUGUGCAAUGCAUGUGGAUCUCGGUGGAGAACAAAAGGAACCUUGGCAAAUUAUACUCCUCUGCAUGCAAGGCCGGAAUCUGAUGAUCUUGAGGAUUAUAGGGUAUCUAGGGUCAAAAACAUGUCUUUUAAGAACAAAGAGGCAAAGGUGCUGAAACGAAAGCAAAAUUAUGAUAAUAUUGUAGUUCCUGAUUAUUAUAAUCAGGGUUUCCUUAAGGGUUUAGAUGAAGAUACAAGCAAUAGGUCAAGUUCUGGUUCCGCCAUCUCAAACACUGAGAGCUCUGCACAAUUUGGUAGUACUGAAGCAAGUGAUUUGACAGGCCCUGCUCAAUCCAACAAAUGGGAAGCAAUGGUGCCUUCAAAGAAGAGAACCUGCAUAAGUCGUUCAAAGCAGUCUUCAGUUGAAAAGCUUACUAAAGACCUGUGUACCAUCCUACAUGAACAACAAUCUUCAUACUUGUCUGGAUCUUCUGAAGACGAUUUGCUUUUUGAGAGUGACAGGCCUAUGGUCUCUGUUGAGAUAGGACAUGGAAGUGUGCUUAUUCGACAUCCGAACUCAAUAGGUAGAGAAGAAGAAUCAGAAGCCAGCUCCCUGUCUGUUGAUAAAAAGCGACAUUAUGUAAAGGAGGCUUAUUCACGAUUGUCUACCCCACCUGUAAAUAUUAGUAGGGGUGUCUAUUUAUCAAAUCUGGGCACUGAGAGAACCAAGAAACCUAAUAGUCCGGGAAUGGAACAACACCAGAUUAAAAGGGAUAAGGAUCACCUUGAAAAAUUGCAUAUUCUUGGACAUCAUAAUUCACCACUGUGCCAUAUAGAUCUGAAGGAUGUACUUAAUUAUGAAGAGUUCGUGAGGCAUUUGUCAAGUGAUGAACAGCAGAAACUCCUAAAAUAUUUAGCUCCUGUUGAUUCUUUUGCGCCUCCGAAUAGUCUUAAAAGCUUGUUCGAGAGCUCUCAUUUUGAGGAGAAUUUGUCUUCCUUCCAGAAACUUCUUGCAGAAGGUGUUUUUGACAACUCAUUAUCUGGGUUGAAAAUAGAAGACUCCAGGACCUUGAAGAGGUUAAUAUUGUGCUAUUUAACAAAGUCAAAGUGGGUCGAAAAGUAUAACCUUCUCAAGGACAUAAAAUGUAAAAGUAGUACCAGUGGUUCUGAAGUUGCAGAAGUGCACAAUGCUAUUGGCACAGAUCAUUCAGUGAAUGUGAAAAGGCCAUUGGAGGGACACCAUCCAAAGUAUUCAGGUGCAAAGAAAGCAAUGAAGAGCCCCAAGAGGGUGGUGAUGAAAAGUAGCUAUGAGCAGAAGGAACUUGUAGACAACGAUAGCUCUUGCUUCAGUCCAAGAAGCCUAUUUCCCUUGCCUUCUAAUAGUUCUCCUGCUCGGGAUUCUUUCCAUUUUGCAAAUGACCAGGACGUGCUGCUGGAUGUGCCAUCCAACAGCUCCUUUGCCCAGGCAGAAUUACUCCUGCCAACAUCAAGUUUUGCUGCACAACCAAGCACUAGUAGCAGCUCUGUAUAUCCACAUCUUGUGCGUCCCUAGCGAUAAUAUCACAUCUUGCGUCUUCGUAGGGCAUCUAGAAGCUACUUCAGCCAAACCAGAUGAUUGUGUCUGCAUGUUCCUCACCAAUCAUGUGGUAAAUUUUCUGAAAGAGUUGGAUGAUUUGCCUAUAGCUUUUUGCCUUUGAGCUAUACUAAACAAAAUUUUGGAUUCAGCCGAUGGAUAUGGUUGUUCGCCCUUUUCUUUAUCUUUUCUGUAAAAUUGACAAACAUUGUAUAAUAUAGCUGAAAAUGCGGAGAAGAUCCAGCGCUUGUAUGCAGUAACGUUUUUCAACUUAAAUUGCGGACACCCUUUCAAUC